AUGCGAGAAGAAAAUAUAACACUGUGGACAGAAUUUGUGCUAGCUGGACUUCUCCAUCUAAAAUCUUCCACUGUUUUUGUUGGGGUGAUUAAUUCCAUGUUUGCAAUUGCUCUGAUAGGAAACAGUCUUUUCCUUUUCCUUAUUAAAGUGGAUUCUCGGCUUCACAUCCCAAUGUACUUUUUCCUGAGUCAACUAUCUAUCAUGGACCUCUGCCAAGUUCUUGCAAUUGUUCCCAUGAUGACUGUGAAUUUUGCAACCAAUAGCUACACCAUUUCUCUCUAUGGAUGUGCUCUCCAAAUUUUUGUCACCCUGGCAGUGGGAGGAGCUGAAUGCCUCAUCCUGGCUACCAUGGCCUAUGACAGAUAUGUGGCAAUCUGUAAGCCUCUGCAAUAUCCAGUCCUCCUGAGGAAUAAAAUAUGCUGUAUUAUGUCAUUAUGUACCUGGUUUUGGUCUUGUGUGCAAGCAUUGGUUUGCUCUCUCUAUGUCCUGCCUCUUCCCUACUGCAAGACUAAUGUUAUGGUUCACAAUUUCUGUUUUGAGUAUGAAGUCCCUCGAAAGGAGCCACAAAGCCUUGGGCACCUGUUUGUCCCAUUUGUGUGUGGUGGGGUUCUUCUAUGGAGCAGCUAUUUUGACUUACAUGACACCCAUAUCCUCCUAUUCAGCAGAAAAGGCUGUUAUUAACUCAGUGUUUACAACUAUUUUCCCUCCCAUGAUUAACCCUUUCAUAUAUAGCCUGAGGAACCAGGAUGUUUUAGCUGCAAUCAGAAAGAUCAUUGCAAAAUAAAUUCUGUGUAAAUCAUAUUGGAGUUAUAUCCCACUGUGAUCUUGUAUUCUUAUGUUUGUAAGAUGCAAAAGGAAAAAUUAAAUAUCCACUUUAUGAUUAAAUCAUGAAUAAGAUUA
Ahaetulla prasina is the source of this 900-nucleotide messenger RNA. Its product is annotated as putative olfactory receptor 13C6. Gene Ontology annotation, biological process: G protein-coupled receptor signaling pathway. Gene Ontology annotation, cellular component: membrane. The transcript is spliced from 2 exons. Lineage: Eukaryota; Metazoa; Chordata; Lepidosauria; Squamata; Colubridae. The record is from RefSeq and is a predicted model, not a curated record. Bases 1 to 681 code for a protein of 226 amino acids. Gene Ontology annotation, molecular function: G protein-coupled receptor activity.